Molecule: messenger RNA, 1372 nt
Organism: Petromyzon marinus (sea lamprey)
Lineage: Eukaryota; Metazoa; Chordata; Hyperoartia; Petromyzontiformes; Petromyzontidae
Gene: ESD
Product: esterase D
Biological process (GO): formaldehyde catabolic process
Cellular component (GO): cytosol
Molecular function (GO): S-formylglutathione hydrolase activity
Source: RefSeq, a predicted model, not a curated record
UAUGCUGUGUGUGUAUAUAUAACAUCACGCUAUGCUGUGUGUGUAUAUAUAACAUCACGCUAUGCUACAUGCUGCUGUCAUUGCUUGGCUUAUUAAACGUGGAGCUGCGAUGGUCACGAAGUCGCCUCGCGUGUCGUCGUGUGGGCUCACUUGGGGUGGGUCGCUUCGUCCUGUUGACCCGAGAGAUGGAGCCGACUUUCAUCCAGCAGUGGAUUGAUGGACCCAGCCAUGGCUCUGGUGGAAAUUUCCAGCAACCGGAUUUUUGAAGGAUAUCAGAAGGUGUUUGAACAUGAGAGCUUGGAGCUCAAGUGCAAGAUGCGCUUCGGCAUUUACCUGCCGCCCAAAGCGGAGACACACAAGUGCCCAGUUCUCUACUGGCUAUCAGGCCUCACGUGCACCGAGCAGAACUUUGUGACGAAGGCCGGGGUGCAGCGCCUGGCGUCGGAGCACGGCCUCAUCGUGGUGGCGCCUGACACGAGCCCUCGCGGCUGUAACGUGGAGGGGGAGGACGAGAGCUGGGACUUCGGUUCGGGAGCCGGCUUCUACGUGGACGCGACGCGCGACCCCUGGAGCCAGCACUACCGCAUGUACUCCUACGUCACGCGCGAGCUGCCCAAGCUGGUGAAGGAGUCGUUCAGCGCGGACGCCGAGAAGCAGUCGAUCUUCGGGCACUCGAUGGGGGGGCACGGCGCGCUGGUCUGCGCACUGAGGAACCCCGGCAUGUACAGGUCCGUGUCGGCGUUCGCGCCGAUUUGCAACCCAGUGGAGUGUCCGUGGGGCCAGAAGGCCUUCGCGGGCUACCUUGGCGAAGACCGCGAGGCCUGGAAGGCGUACGAUGCCACGUUGCUGAUGUCCGCCUACUCGGGUCCACCACUCGACAUCCUCGUUGACCAGGGCAAGGACGACCAGUUCCUCUCGGCCGGGCAGCUGCUGCCCGACAACUUCCUGGCCGCGUGUACGCAGGCCAAGGUUCCGGCCGUCUUCAGGCUACAGGAGGGCUACGACCACAGCUACUACUUCAUUGCCACCUUCAUGGACGACCACGUGCUGCACCACGCCAAGUACCUCAACGCGUGAUGGCGAUGCGGGGGGAAGCCCGCCGCGAGGCCCGGUGUCGCUCACCAUGGCCUGGAGACGCUCAUCAUGGCCUGGUGUCGAUCCUGGGUUCGAGUCCAGGCUCUCGGCCGCCUGUGAUUUAAAAUCGGUUCCCGAGUUGUGUCGCAGCCCUGUUUGCCAAAGAAAAGGGGCACCGCGUUGGCGAGAUGUUGCCUACGAAUGUUGAACUUCUUUUGCACCGUACGUAGCCAACCAUGCUAAUCGGAGGUGCGGGGGUUGGACAACACAAAAAGCAGUUGAAAAAAAAUGAGUUUUC